AUGUCAGAGUCUUUACGAAAAAGCAGUAUCACACCAAAUAUACACUUGUGUGAAUCGACGCUUGACUUUGGUCCGGUCUAUACAUUUUGGAUUUAUAUCCUUGAGAGGUACAAUGAUAAGUUAAAAAAAAUGAAUACACACUACCCCGAUGGUCUUGAGAUGACAUUAAUGAGCGUUCUCCUGGAUAUGGCGUCCACCGACACUUCUCUCCGUGUGUAUUCCACUAAUCCUUCGCUCCAUAUGAUAAAAUCUCCCUUAGGCGUUGCGCAAUGUAUUGAUAAUGGACAUCCUCCUGCUUUGCCAUUCAGCCUCCCGAUGUUCCAGCAAGUCGUCAACAACCCAUUAUAUAAUGUAAUCGGAAGACAGCUGACAACAUCUCUAAAUUCCCUGGUCAGAAUGAGUAUAUAUUUACUCGCCAUCAAGAUUGGCGGAAUCAAAAGUGUCAACGUUUGGUUUUUUAAAAUGAUUUACGACAUGCCAUUCUGUCAGAAAUAA
Molecule: messenger RNA, 495 nt
Organism: Phycomyces blakesleeanus NRRL 1555(-)
Lineage: Eukaryota; Fungi; Mucoromycota; Mucoromycetes; Mucorales; Phycomycetaceae
Exons: 3
Coding region: 1-495 (164 amino acids)
Source: RefSeq, a predicted model, not a curated record